Molecule: messenger RNA, 2151 nt
Organism: Pogona vitticeps (central bearded dragon)
Lineage: Eukaryota; Metazoa; Chordata; Lepidosauria; Squamata; Agamidae
Source: RefSeq, a predicted model, not a curated record
CUGGAUAGUCCUUAUAUAUCCUCUAUCUGGAUAGAAACAGGCAAGGACUUCUGGAAAGGGGACUUCAUUGUUAUUGCUGAAAGAGUGCAAUGAAGAAUGAUUUCUAAAAUGAAGGGGACAAGGUAUAGUUUCAACUGUAGCCCUUCCUUAAUGUACAAAACCCAGUCCUGGAGCAGAGUCUUUGCUAGAGUUAUGUUGACCUUCCUUGGUUUCUUUCUCUGGGGAGCAGCUGUAGCUCUAUUGUUUGGAGGCAUAUUUGUGAUCCUCACUUACCAGAUUUACAGGAUCUUUAUUCACAACUCAUUCUUUGCUGUGCCAGGCUGGCUGGCGAUCACUGCGGCCUUUCUGCUCUUUCCCACUGGUGCUUUGGCUAUAUAUGAACCAGUGAGGAAUUCUCGCCCUUACCGGGGGACUCUGAUGUACCUGUUUUUGGUCCUGCUCUGUUUGGAAGCCUCUUCAGCUGUGAUGACUCGGAUCUAUUUGACCAACACAAGUGACCAACUUAAAAACAACAUGCAGCCUUUCUUUCACCGGUGUAACAGGACUGCUCCAGCUCACUGUGGCAGUGAAGCAGUGGACACAAUCCAUAAGCAGCUGGGAUGCUGUGGGCUCUCCAAUUACACAGACUGGAUGAGGAUGCCUCAGAACCAUCUCCGAACAACAAGACCGGGCAUUGCCCCUGAGAGCUGCUGCAAAGAGACUCACUUGGAUUGCCAUGGCAACAUGAGUGAGCCGGAGAAACUCUUUGAAGAAGGCUGCCUCAAAAAACUGGAAGAAAGACUCAGUUUUGUCAUGCAAUAUAUGGCCUGGUGUUGUGUGGUGGUGGGUUGCCUGGAGAUUCUAGCUGCUCUCGUCAAUGGGAUGCUUAUGAAGGAGCAGCCAUACCGAGACUUCCACCUGCUUGAAUCAGCCACUUUCUCAUAACUUGUAAAACUGGUCACUCUGCUUUGGUGCUUGCUGUGUUUCAUGACACCAUUAGGCAUUUGGUUUAAAGCUGAGAUAGCAGGCAUUAAACAAGUGUGUGUGUGUGUGUGGGGGAAGCCCUGCCAAAAUGCUGCCCAUGGCUUCCUUAGAGACUAUACCUUCCUUUCAGUGUACUGUUACUCGACAUUUUUCAAAAUUCAAGACAUGGACUGUAAGUGCUCCUGAAUAAAUUCAUGCAUGUCAAAAACCUCCUGAAGUGGGCAGCCUUUAUAGUGUUGCGUGUGUGGAUUGUGAAGCCUCUGGCACUGAUUAGCUAAGCUGGGAUGGAAUGUUGGCAAACAUGUCAGUGGCUCAGAAAGUAGAGCUAUUAGGAUGUUAGCAGCUCCACUCAGUGUUAGUGAGGGCGAGGGGAAUUGUCAUUUUGACAGGAAUUAAACCUCACACAGACCUAAGAGUCUAGGAAGAGCUUCCAUUAAGAAAAGAAAGGCGGGGGUGAGGGAAGAUUGUAGAGACUACUGCUUUGUUUACUAUAGAUCACACAGUAGGUUUUAAAAGAAAAGUAUCAGGGAAAAGUAAGUAGAAGAGACACCGAACCAAAGAAAAGAGGGGCUAAUGAGCAAGACAUAAAAUAAACAGGCAAGGAUAGUUUAAGGAAUUUUGGCCAAGAAAUAUGAGAUUCUUAGAUACAGAAUUGUAUCUUUCAAGAGUACUAUUAAAGGGAAGUGUUAUAAGCACAGUGAUUUCUGCUGUCAUUGGAGCAUGGGUAGUCUUGAGGGAGGAAAACACACUGGGAAAUGGGAUGGGGACUAGAUAUUCCAUAUUGAUUGGAACUAGCCAGGCAAUGCCUUGGCUGGUGGGUUCUAGUUAAUCUUUACUUUAGCAUUUGGGUAGCUAAAGUGACUCAACAUGAAACAGGUGGAAGAAAGGAAUUUUUUCUUGUGUGUUUGUAAGGACCCUGUUUUCACACCAGGGAUGGUGACCUGCCUAAUGGCUGAUGGUUUUUUUAUUUGUCAGUAGCCUGCCUUGCUCUGUUUCUGAAACAGGUAAAUGAUUAUAGGGAUGAUAAAAACGCCUUGUCUGUUUACAUGAAAAGCAAAUGUACAGACCGUCUAUUAUUUUAAAAAAUUAAAACCAUGUGCUCUUGUACAAUGUUUUAAUGAUUAUUCAUUGAUCAUGCAAUGAGUUACCCUAGACCGGCUUCUGAAGCAGGUUUAUUAAUAAACUGAC